UGGCCAGAGCGCCGAGCCCGCGCCUCCGGCGUCUCGGAGGCGUGCGUCUUUCUCCUUAUAUGGUCAAAUGACACGAGGGGUUCGCCAGGGCUGGAGGCAGCGCUCCACUCAGCAGGCUGCGGAGCGGCAUCCUGGAGCAGCUGCCUUCGCCACCCCGGACCUCUGUCCCGCCGUGUCCUCGAGCGCCUGCCCGCUGCGUGGCUGUUGAAAAAUCAGGUGUCAAAAUGACUGAACGCUUUGACUGCCACCAUUGUGAAGAAUCUCUUUUUGGGAAGAAGUACAUCCUGAGAGAGGAAAGCCCCUACUGCCUGGCCUGCUUCGAGGCCCUUUAUGCCAGCACAUGUGAGGAGUGCAGGAAGCCCAUUGGCUGCGACUGCAAGGACUUGUCCUAUAAGGACCGACACUGGCAUGAGGCCUGUUUCCAUUGCUCACGGUGCAAGAGCUCGCUGGUGGACAAGCCCUUCGCUGCCAAGGAGGACCAGCUACUCUGCACAGACUGCUACUCCCACGAGUACUCUUCCAAGUGCCAGGAGUGCAAGAAGACCAUCAUGCCAGGGACCCGCAAGAUGGAGUACAAAAGCAGCAACUGGCAUGAGACCUGCUUCAUCUGCCAUCGCUGUCAGCAGCCAAUUGGAACCAAGAGCUUUAUCCCCAAGGAUGGGCAGAAUUUCUGUGUGCCCUGCUAUGAGAAACAGUAUGCCUUGCAAUGUGUUCAUUGCAAAAAGCCCAUCACCACUGGGGGGGUCACCUACCGGGAGCAGCCCUGGCACAAGGAGUGCUUUGUGUGCACAGCCUGCAGGAAGCCACUGUCUGGGCAGCGUUUCACAUCCCGGGACGAGUUUGCCUACUGCCUGAACUGCUUCUGCGACCUUUAUGCCAAGAAGUGUGCUGGGUGCACCAACCCCAUCAGUGGACUUGGCGGCACAAAGUACAUCUCCUUUGAGGAACGGCAGUGGCAUAACGACUGCUUUAACUGCAAGAAGUGUUCCCUCUCACUGGUGGGCCGAGGCUUCCUCACAGAAAGGGAUGACAUCCUGUGCCCCGACUGCGGGAAAGACAUCUGAGGUCAACACAAAUUACUGCUUGCAACACACACAGAUUUAUAUAUUUUCUUUCUCAACCAGGCAACAUUGUGUUCUGGUUCCCACCAGCCACACCAAGAGUUUCCUCUUGUGCUUCUCAAUGAUACUCACGUUUGUUAAAAUCCUUUAUAUUAGUAGUUCAUUCCUGGGGAAGGAGAAAACCCUUAUGGAAACGUUAGGUGGAAAAAUGGUUUUGAAUUUUUAUAAUCAAGCAAAAUCCAAGUACAAAAUCCUCUUGAAUAUCUUUAUAUAAAUGUAUCUUUUUUCACUGUGUAUUUAAUUUUUAAGUGCAUUAACAUGUCACAAACUUGAAAGUUUUCCAAACUACAUAAGGUAAUGAAAAACUGAUAUUUAUGACCAUGUAACAUCCUGUUGUGUAAUGCCUGCAGCAAGAUUAUAUGGCUAAUAAUAAAGUUAUCCAGGCACAGCGUGUGAAGUAAUGAUUAAACAUUAAGGUGCUACAUAUAAACAACACUUUAUUGCAUGUUCUACUGAUCACUGUCUGACAUGCUAUUCUCGUGAGCUGGGUCAGUGUUAACCAAAACUGCAUCACACCUUUUAUUUAAAAGCUUUGGUCAGCACUAUGACCUCUUCCUUGCUAUCUUUUCUUUGUUCCCCUUUCCCAAACUCUCUCUCUCUUGGAAUUCAACAGUCUGCACUUGAUCCAUUUGCAGAAGCUCCAGCAUACAGGCUGGUGACAAUGAAGGCAAUGUUGGAGUCACCAGACAGAGCUCGGAGCUUUCCCAUAGUCAUGGAUCUCGCACUGACCUGCCUUCUCUUCCAUAAAGUGCAGGACUGCAAAAGGACACAAGCUCCUUGAGGCCAGAGGUGACAUCUUGUUCAUCAGUAUAUUCUCAACACCUGAGCAACUUGGGGCAUACUGGAAGCCUUUCAGUAAGUGUUUCUGAAAAGAAAGUAAAAAAGAGAAAAAAAGACAGAAUAACUGCUAUAAAGAUAACACUCUGAGCUCCUAGUUUGGCAGAAGUCUGCAAAAUCAUCUUUGAAAGCAGACUAUACAAUUGCAAGCACUGAACCAAUUUAUGAGAUAGGGCAUUGCAUGUUUCUCUUUUUGGAAUAGUAACAAUAUUAAACUUUGGUCCUUAAUUUUCUAAGAUAAUACAGUAUUGUAAAAUGAUGUGCUAUGCAACAGAAAAACCUGGUGGAAAUCAAGUUCCAUCCACGCCAAUCAGGCACACCUCAAGUUUCUUAAGCUGAGUGCUACCACUGUGAGAAAUGUUUGAUCAGGUCUGAGACAGGCCUCCCAGAGUUACAAUUAGCUGGAGGCUUUGCCUUUUUUAGCUGUUUUGCCAUCUUCUACUUCAUAAUACCAAAGUGAAAGCAUUAUUGCAGAUGUGCUUUUCAAAAUACAAAUGGCAUAAUUCCAAAAAGAAAUGAAGUGGAAACUUUCCAAAUUACAUCAUGGAACAUCUUACUUGUUCCUUAUUAAAACCAGAUGCACUAGACCACAGGUGUCAAACAUACGGCCCAUGGGCCGAAUCCGGCCUUCCACCUUGUUUUAUCCGACCCGGCACUUUGUUUCUACCUGGCGGUAGUGCCGAACUCUCACUUAACUUAUAAGGAGUAGUUACAUUUAUACAGUCCUAAAAUUACAUUCUGCCCUUUGAAGGCAACCAUGAGGCUGAUGUGGCCCCCAGUGAAGUGAGUUUGACACCCCUGCACUAGAUGAACCCAACUUUCAAUUACCCAACUUGUCAAAAACAACAGUUGGCGGCAAGUAAUUAAGAGGGGGCUGGUAGCUCCAUGAUACUAGUAGUAAAAAGCUAAAUGGCAGACUAGUCAGUAGUUUAACAGAAAAACGGAAGAAAGAGCUAACAAGAGCCCUCAUGGGAUCCCACUUAUCCCUGGGGCAUCCAGAAGACUUAACAGGCAUGGACUGGGUUGCACCCACGCAGGAGCAAUAGGAGUGGACAUGGAGCAGACUUGAAAGCAUUCUCCAAGCCAUAAGAUCACUGGCAAAGAUCAGAAGUCUUAUUAGCUCAAAGUGCUUAAGCAGAACCUCUGACGUGGCUGAACAUAUAUUAUAAGCAUGUUCAAAGACAUAAAGGAAACCAUGUUUAAAGAAUGAAUGGAACAUAUAAUAAGAAAAAUCAGUGAACCUGCAGGCAGAUCAGUAAAGAUCAUAAAAUCUGAAAAACAAAAACAGAAUUAGAAAUGAUCAGAGCCUCAAAGAAAUGUGAGCCAACAUUAAAUGUACCAACAUAUACAAAAUGGGAAUACCAGAAGAGAGAAAAGGGACAAAACAAAUGUUUUAAGAGUUAAUGGCUGAAAACUUGCCUAAAUUUUAUGAAAAACAUUAUCCAAGCAACUUCACAAACUCAAACAAGGAAAAAUGCAGAUUUCUGUACCCAGACAUAUCAAAAUGCUGAAAAGCCAAAAAUAAAGGGAAAAUUCCUGAAAGUAAUGAACUGAGAUUGGCAACCCCUCACCCACCUCAGGGGAGUCUGGAUGUAGACACACAAAGCCUGCCUGGGCCUCCACCCCAGUGCCACCCUUUCCUCGACCAGCUGGGAAUCAUGACAUUAAACAGAUGCUCUGGAUAUAAAUAACACAGUGCUAUGAUAAGCCAUUUUAUGAACAAGAACUUUUAUUAAACUGUGAAAUAAAACAUAAAGUGAACAAAUGUUAGCAGGUAAUACUCUACUAUGGAGAGGGAAGUCAGAAUACUGGUUACUUCUCUGUGUCAGAAGGGACAGGAGGGAACUGUCUAGAAUGCUGGGCAUGCUCUGUACUAGGGUUAGCAAACUGUCUCUUGGGCUACAUCCUGCCCACUGUCUGCUUUCCUUUAGACAGCUGUAUUGGAAAAAAAGUCAUGCCCAUUUAUCUACCAAGUUUGCCAACCUUGCUGUGUUACAAUCUGGGUAGUGAUGACAACACACACACACACACACACACAUUCACGUACAUAUGUAAAUUCACUGAGUUGUCUAUUUUAAAUUCUACAGUAUUUUAUGUCAAUAAAAAUAAAAAUGUGUUACACUUCUUAUGGUUUCCUAUACUGGACAGUUACUGUAAAGCUGGUCUUUUUUUCCUUAAACAUGGCAAGCAAACUUGCUUGAUCUUUACUUGAUUAUUCUAAUACAUGAAAGCUUUGGGUGUCAGUCUCUCACACCUGAUGUUUCUGCUGAAUCUCAUACUUGGUAUUGUUUCCUGUAUGCCUAGGUAAUUCUGACUUGUGCUAGUCGCUGCCUUUAUAAAAUUAUCGGUGGGCAUUUCCCGAGGCUUCAGAGCCAUGUCUUCCUGCAGAGAGGAGUUCCAUUGCUUCUGCCAUUGGCCUGGAGCACCACCAGGCUAACACUACUUCCAGGUCACCUCCUGUGUUCCGUUUGCCAUCCUGGAGGGUGUAAAAUCUGUAUGAGGGCCUGCUUCAUUGCUUCCAGCUUCCACCCAACUUUGUCCCUUCUUUCCCUUUCCUAUUCUUCCUUUAUAUUUUCCUGUUUUCUUUUCUUUUGCUCUUCCCUCCACUCAGCAAGGCAGGUUUACUUCUAAUUCACCUACUUCAUGUGAUACAGGUGCUCUUUGGAGUCAUGGCUACUAGGUUUCCUAUCUUGUGGGUUGUGGGGCUGUCUUUUCUCCUUCACAACACAUUGUGUUCAAUAGCACAUCAAACAACAUGGCCUACUGUGCUCAGUUCUUGUGGUCCCUAGAUUUUUGUCUGUCAACUCUUCGGUGCUUUUGUCUUUUUUAUAGUGGGGUGUGUUUUAUUGAGAUAUGUUUUAAGAGCACAGAGGAAGGGUAUCUCUAUAGUAGAGAACACUUCCGGGAUAGGGUGAUGGAAAGUAGUUGAGGGUCACUCUACAAAAAAACUAACCAAAAUGCUCCAAAACUGUUAAGAUUAUAAGAAAUUUAAGAAAAGUCUGAGAAAAUGUCACAGUCCAAAUGAGUCCACUGAAUUAUUAUGAAGACAAGGUAAGGUGGUAUUCUGGAACAGAAAAAGGACCUUAGGUAAAAACUAAGAAAAGCUGAAUAAAGUUAUAGACUUUCUAUAACAAUAACAUAUCAGUAUUGAUUCAUUUCAACAAAGGUAUCAUAUUAAUAGAAAUUAGUAAUGGGGAAAACUGGGUGUGCAGUGUAAGGAAACUCUACACCACCUUGGUAGUAUUUCUACAAACCUAAAUAUAGGUUUAUAUUUUAAAAGUUUAUUUUUGAAAAUUAUGUAGCAGGGCAGAAUAAAUAUAACAGAUUGCUUAACUUGUUUUGGUGUUUUUAUAGUUAUAAAACUAUCUUUCAUCAUGACUUAUAUUUUCCAGUCUCCUAAGGUAUAAUUAUUAGUCAAAGAAAUAUAAAUAAU
Messenger RNA from Phyllostomus discolor (pale spear-nosed bat), 5391 nucleotides. It is a transcript of the gene FHL2, whose product is annotated as four and a half LIM domains 2. The record is from RefSeq and is a predicted model, not a curated record. Gene Ontology annotation, molecular function: transcription factor binding; transcription coregulator activity. Gene Ontology annotation, biological process: negative regulation of transcription by RNA polymerase II; negative regulation of calcineurin-NFAT signaling cascade. The transcript is spliced from 6 exons. Bases 225 to 1064 code for a protein of 279 amino acids. NCBI's taxonomy places the organism in Eukaryota, Metazoa, Chordata, Mammalia, Chiroptera, Phyllostomidae. Gene Ontology annotation, cellular component: Z disc; nucleus.